Branchiostoma belcheri (Belcher's lancelet) is the source of this 1728-nucleotide messenger RNA. Its product is annotated as alpha-2,8-sialyltransferase 8B-like. Gene Ontology annotation, molecular function: alpha-N-acetylneuraminate alpha-2,8-sialyltransferase activity. The transcript is spliced from 7 exons. NCBI's taxonomy places the organism in Eukaryota, Metazoa, Chordata, Leptocardii, Amphioxiformes, Branchiostomatidae. The record is from RefSeq and is a predicted model, not a curated record. Bases 203 to 1498 code for a protein of 431 amino acids. Gene Ontology annotation, biological process: N-glycan processing; oligosaccharide metabolic process.
ACCUGGGCCACAGAUAGUUAUGAACCUGUUCAAGAAAAAAUCUCCGAGAGCGAAACUGUAGUAGUAUGUGUUUUCUUAGUCAUAUCUUCUUCAAACAAUCGCUAGCUUAGAUCAAGGACGUUCUAUUGUUAUCGCGUCCUUGCUUUAUGCUUCAACACGUUGAAAAUGCCAAGUUAAUUGCCCGGCCGAAUGAGACAACAGAAUGAAGUGUUGUUGUCUGCUGAAGUCGAGAAAAAUGGCGUCGGAAGGAGACACAAAACCACGCCAAGACCAGGAGCAUUCUGCUUUUAGACUCAAGAGGAGAAGAGUACUGAAAUACUUUGUCGCCGUUCUAGUUGCCUGUACGAUCGUUCACUUCUUUCUGUACAUGUCACCAAGAUUAAAGGUGGCGACGAAGGCGAUGUCGCCUGCCCUACUCAGCCUUCUACGUAAAGACAACGCGCCGAGUUUGGGGGAACAGACAAGUGGAACAGCAACAAGCCUCCUACGUAAAGACACCACCCUGAGUUCGGAGGAACAGAGGCCAACAAGUCUCCUACGUAAAGAAAACGCGCUGAGAUUGGGGGACCAGACAGGUGUAACAACACAUCCAACACCCACCACACCAUACACCACAGUAACCACCGCCCCUCCCGCUCCCUGGGUUUAUAGUGCUGAGGAGAUGAGAAAAAUCAGGGUCGACACCCGAAUGCUGCAUCCGGACGUGCGACUCCUGACUCGCAAACUGGGCGUCUGGUCGGACAAACUCACCUGUCUGAAGAAAGCCGGACACACCUGCCAGUUCUUAAAACACUCCGUCGGCCAACACAAAACCUGCGCUGUCGUCGGUAACGGUGGGAUCCUGUUGAACAGCUCCUGCGGUGCGGAAAUUGACUCUAAAGACUACAUCAUCAGAAUGGACCUUCCCGCUAUACGGGGAUUUGAAACAGACGUGGGCCGGAAGACCAACAUUACAUUUUUGAACACCAGCACGCCGAAUAGGGUCGAACGGUCGUCUCUCCUGAGGAACAGGAGUCUUGACGUGUAUGAGAGCCGUCUGCGGGACAUCAACGGGUCGGUUCUAGUGUCGGGAGACAGACAGGAGAUGACGGAUCUUAAGAAAGCGAUGGAGACGUACAAGACACACGACGUUCCGUUCUCCUUCGUCCUGCUGACCAGCCACGGAAGUUUGAAGUUGGGGCGUCUAAUUCGCAGAACUGCUGCUAAAGUCCAGGGAAACCCCAUCACCAGUAGCGCUCCUUCCACCGGCCUGGCCACGAUUCUCACCGCCACGGCAUUCUGUGACCGGAUCUACAUGUACGGCUUCUUCCCGUUCCACAAGCUGCCGCGGUCCAGGACACUCCUCCCCUACCACUACUAUCCCGGAGACUCCAUAGAGCCGAUUUUCCUAGACUCUCGGCAUCGUAUGGACAAGGAGUACCGGUUCUUUCAGGACCUGCACUCACGGGGGGUGGUCAAGCUGCAUGUGGGCAAAUGUGCCAACCGGACUGUGGAUUGAGCAGAGGACUAUAAGGAGGAUCGUUCGCUCAUUCAUUCGUUUUUUCUUUCCAUACAUCCAUCCAUUCCUUCUUCCCUUCAUCCAUCCAUUAAUUCCUAUCUAUUUGUUCAUUCUUGUUCUGCGACCAGAAGCUACAUAUUGGAAAAUGUGCCGAACAGGUUUUGAGCAUAGGCGGUUCAUUCACUUGUUCGAUCGUUCAUUCAUUCAUCAUUCAAGCGUUAACGCUACAG